AUGAUGCGUGGAAUAGAUAUAGCAGUGAUCGAAGGACCGGAGAUGGUAUCCACUAGAGCUGGGGACGGAGGCAAUCCUCCGGAGCUGUACCAAAUGAAACAGUACUAUCCGGGUGCUCCGGGCCUACCCGAAAAUCAGACGCUGAAGUUGCUACGCAUGAGCUUUCCGGGUAUGGGUGUGUGGGAAAGCUAUUUCUUGCCCGUCUCAGAGUUCGUGCCAGGCGACGUGUCUUGCAGGGUGAAACCCAUCCUCACAAUGAACGAAAGGAUGGUUGACCCGGGGUUGAUAUCCUUCAGUCCACAGUCCGUUCGGGCGUGGCAGUACAACAGUGUCAGCGAUGGGCUUUGGAAUCCUGAUGGAAAGUCGAUGAAAGACUGGUACAAGUCUAUGCGAGAAAAGGGUGCCGAGUUGGUAAAACGAUACUAUCGAUUCCAGCCGCAAUUGUUCGAAAGGCCACAGAAGUGA
Molecule: messenger RNA, 465 nt
Organism: Phaeodactylum tricornutum CCAP 1055/1
Lineage: Eukaryota; Bacillariophyta; Bacillariophyceae; Surirellales; Neidiaceae
Exons: 1
Coding region: 1-465 (154 amino acids)
Source: RefSeq, a predicted model, not a curated record